UCUAUCCCCUUACUUUUUCUCUUCCUCAAGCAAUUCCACUUGACACACCUUUUUUUUUCCUUCUCAAUGAAGCAUAAAAAGAAUAUACUCUAUUUCUUCUUAUGCUUUUUUUGUGUAAUAGCAGAAGCUGGUACAAUCUUAGGUACACAAUCUUUAGCUCCAACAACGUUAAUGCACCCGUUAGACUCAUCAAAUGUUGAAAUCAGUCCAACAUUAGCGAUAAUACUCGCUUGCCUCGUAUUAAUUCUAUUGGCAGGUGUCUUCAUAUAUAUGCGUCGAAUGAGCCCCGAUUUCUUCGAUCACUCAUUGGGUUUUCAUUUCCUAGGACAUCGACCUCCUCUUUCCCGAGGACUCGACUCCGAGAUCAUUAAAACAUUCCCCAUAUUUGUCUAUUCAGAUGUCAAAUCAUUAAAAUUGGGCAAAUCCAUCCUGGAAUGCGCUGUUUGUUUAAACGAAUUCGAAGACGAAGAAAAUCUUCGUCUUCUUCCAAAUUGUUAUCAUGUUUUUCAUCCUGAAUGUAUUGAUGCUUGGCUAGCCUUCCGAACCACUUGCCCCGUUUGCCGAACCAAUCUCAAAAUCAAAUUGCCCGAAAUAAAGAAACAGGUUCAACAAACGGGCCCUCAGGAUGUGACAUCACAUCCUGACACAGUCAUAGAUAUUCAUAUGAGUAGCGUUGUUGGUCCACAAGAGGUAAUUAAUGUAUCGCCUCGAAAGUCUAUUCAUAGUCAUAAUAUUCCGUAUUGUAGUAAUGUGAAAAGUAAAACGCCUGAUUUUCGUCACCCGACACAAAAACCAGCAACACCUAGACGAACAAAUAUAUUACGGGUGUUUAAUCGAUCUCACUCGACGGGUCAUUCGUUGAUUCAACCGGGUCAAAAUUGCGAGAGGUUUACGCUAAAGUUACCGGAUGAUGCACGUAAAAGAUUGGUGGAGUUAAGCUUGAGUAGGGCUUAUAAUGGUGAAGCUUUAUCUUUAGAGAGGAGUUCAUCCAAGGGGUACCGGUUCGAACCGGGAAAUGGCCGGUUCAAGUUUCUAUCGACUCCGAAUUUAUUAUCUAAACCCGGUUCGUCAAAGGAGGAGAAGAGUGAAAAACAAUCGAAGAAUCUGUUGAAGUCCGUUAAGUCGCCGUUAAGUUUGAUUUGCGGAACGGAAAAGGAGGAUGAUGCAGGAGAAAGAUCUUUUACUUAUUUAAGAUCUAAUCCUUCAAGUUAGAUAAUUUUCCAUAUCUUCCUCAUUUCUUUUUUACACAAAAGUAAUAUAUUGUAUAUAGACAAUAUAGUGAUUGGAUAGUUGAUAGGAAAUUGUGGCAACUUACAAAAUUGA
Solanum dulcamara is the source of this 1323-nucleotide messenger RNA. Its product is annotated as E3 ubiquitin-protein ligase ATL6-like. Lineage: Eukaryota; Viridiplantae; Streptophyta; Magnoliopsida; Solanales; Solanaceae. The transcript has a single exon. Bases 67 to 1212 code for a protein of 381 amino acids. The record is from RefSeq and is a predicted model, not a curated record.